AUGGCUGACAAUUCUCAAAAAGCGAGCUUCCAUGCUGGUGAAGCCAAGGGCCAAGCUCAGGCUAAGGCAGAUCAAUUGAUGGACAAAGCAAGCAAUGCCUAUGAAUCAGCCAAGGAGUCAUGCCAAGAGGCUGGUCAGCAAAUGCAGGCCAAGGCACAAGGGGCGGCUGAUGCUGUCAAGGAUGCCACCGGGAUGAACAAGUGA
Molecule: messenger RNA, 204 nt
Organism: Nelumbo nucifera (sacred lotus)
Lineage: Eukaryota; Viridiplantae; Streptophyta; Magnoliopsida; Proteales; Nelumbonaceae
Source: RefSeq, a predicted model, not a curated record